AUGGCCGACGAGCAGCCCCGUGGCAUCGACCACACUGAUUCCAUCGAUUCGAAUGAUGGCCCGAAGCAGCCGGACAAGAAGAAGAGCCGUCGCCCUGCGAAUACUGCCUUUCGACAACAGCGUCUAAAGGCCUGGCAGCCCAUCCUCACACCAAAGACUGUCCUGCCUCUGUUUUUCGCCAUCGGCAUUAUAUUCGCUCCCAUCGGCGGUGCUCUUCUAUACGCGAGCGCUCAGGUCCAAGAAAUCCGACUCGACUACACCGAUUGUAUUGAAAAAGCUCCCACCCUUGGCAAGGACGGCGGCGGCUUCAGGGGUAUGCCAGGCAGCGCUGUCAGCACCGCAUUCAAGAGUUCGAACACGUCAGUGAAUGCACAGUGGGCCAAGGAGAGCAACGUCACCGUUAAGCUCGACAAUGGUGUCAGCGUCUCGAACCCUCGAUGCCAUCUCAAGUUCACCAUUCCAGAGGAGAUGGGUCCGCCUGUUCUUUUCUACUACCACCUCACCAACUUCUACCAGAACCAUCGCCGAUAUGUCCUCUCCUUCGAUACCGACCAGCUCAAGGGCCACAAGCGAUCUUACAGCGACAUUCAUAACUCGGACUGCACUCCUCUGUAUGGUGAGGGUAACAAGCCUUACUAUCCCUGCGGGCUGAUCGCCAACUCCAUGUUCAAUGAUACCUUCUCCAGCCCUGUGCUCUCGAACCCUCCCAAGGCCAGCAGCAAUGAUACGUGGGUGUACCAUAUGCAAAACAACACGGGGAUCUCGUGGGACAGUGACAAAGAUCUCUACGGCGAGACCCAGUACAACUACACUGACAUCCUCCCCCCUCCCAACUGGCACGAUCGCUACCCCAAGGGAUACACUAAGGAGACGCCUCCUCCCAACCUCAAGGAAUGGGAGGCUUUCCAGGUCUGGAUGCGGACUGCUGGUCUUCCUACUUUCAGCAAACUGUACCAGCGCAACAACACUCAGGCUAUGUGGUCUGGGACCUAUGACCUGGUGAUUGACUACCGCUUCCCUACUCUUAAGUACAAGGGCACCAAGUCCGUCAUCAUUUCUACUCGAACCGUUGUUGGAGGACGCAAUCCUUUCCUCGGCAUUGCCUACGUUGUUGUCGGCGGUGUUUGUAUUGUUCUCGGCACCGUGUUUACAGUUACUCAUCUGAUCCGCCCCAGAAAACUUGGAGAUCACACUUAUCUCUCGUGGAACAACGCCCCUGGUGCAAAGUCUGGUCCUAGCACUGCCGCCGCUUCGGGUCGCGAACUCCGUCCUGGCGAAGCUUAG
This is a messenger RNA of Fusarium oxysporum Fo47, 1284 nucleotides long. Its product is annotated as ligand-effect modulator 3 family. The transcript is spliced from 6 exons. Lineage: Eukaryota; Fungi; Ascomycota; Sordariomycetes; Hypocreales; Nectriaceae. Gene Ontology annotation, cellular component: endoplasmic reticulum; Golgi apparatus; plasma membrane. The record is from RefSeq and is a predicted model, not a curated record. Bases 1 to 1284 code for a protein of 427 amino acids.